AUGUCUUCUGAUAGACCUAGGGUGAUACCACUGAAGAGUGCUGUGCUUCCACAGCAAACGACUCCGGAACAAAGAUACUGGCGCCAAUAUUCUUCUACACAGCUUGUGAAAGAGCAUAAUGCAGUGACACACAUUUCGUUCAAUCCCCAACAUCCUCAUGAUUUUGCUGUUACUUCGUCUACUAGGGUUCAGGUGUUUUCUUCCCGUACAAGGCAGGUGAUCAAGACUUUUUCUAGGUUUAAAGAUGUAGUAUAUUCUGCUUCAUUUCGUCAGGAUGGUAAAUUACUGGUAGCUGGUGAUGCUACUGGGUUGGUUUCUAUUUACGAUAGUUAUAAUCCUCGAAAUCAGCUGGUUACGUUCCAGGCAUCAUCGCAUCCGACACAUGUUACGAAAUUUCAUCCGAUGGACAGCAAAAGUUUGACGACUGCCAAUGACGAUAGGGUAGUGAGAUUAUGGGAUAUUUCUCAUGCAUACCAGCCAAUUUUGGAGCUUACAGGUGCGUCAGAUUAUGUACGGUCUAUUUGUUUCUUACCGGGCACUCCACAUAUGGUUGUUUCCGGUUCUUACGAUGGUGUUAUUAGAUUAUACGAUACUAGAAUGGAGUCGUCGCAGCCAGUGACAACGUUGAAUCAUGGCAUGCCAAUCGAGGACACAAUAUCUAUGUCGCAGACUCAGUUGAUAUCUUGUGGUGGGAGUAAGUUCAAGGUAUGGGAUCUUACUGGCAACAAGCUUUUGUAUUCGCGUGGUAACUUUGCCAAGACUGUUACAUGCUUAAAUUACGUAAAUAUGCCUUCUGAUGCUGCAAUGGAUUCUUGUUUGUUGGCUUCAUCCUUAGAUGGACAUGUGAAGGUAUUUGAUCCAUUGGAUGGUUUCAAAGUCAAGUUUGGCUGGAAGUUUAGUAGUGCAGUAUUAAGCUGUGCAUUAUCGCCAGGCGAUGUUCAAGGCAACAAGCAUUUGGUGGCGGGCUUAUCAUCUGGUUUACUGGCUAUAAGAACUAAGAAGAGAUCCAAAGCAGCGGUGAUAGAUGGCGAUGACAAGGGAGCAGAUUUGGUCAUGGGGAAAUCACAAAAGAGCAACAGCUUUCAGAGAAUGAUGAGAGGAUCCGAGUACAAGGGAGACGAUGAGCAUAUUAUUCAUAAGGACAAGCCCAAACAACAACCAAGGUUACGUCUAUUCGAAAAGAAUUUAAACAAGUUUAAAUGGGCUGAGGCGUUGGAUAGUGCAUUUAUUCCAGGUAUGGCCAAAGAGCUGACAUUGACAGUUUUACAGGAACUGCGGAAGCGCGGAAAAAUCCGUGUUGCAUUGUAUGGUAGAGAUGAGACUUCGUUAGAGCCAUUAUUGAAUUGGUGCUUGAAAGGUCUAGAAGACACGAGAAGUGCACCAGUAGUAGCAGACUGGAUUGCUGUGGUUUUAGAAUUAUACGGAAAUAUGAUUGAGAAAUCUCCUGUUUUGGAGGAAAUGAUUAUCGCGGUAAAAAAUAAAGUGAGACAGGAAAUUCAUAAAGCUAAGGAGGCACAAAAGAUUGAAGGCAUGCUUCAACUGUUAACUAACUAG
Molecule: messenger RNA, 1554 nt
Organism: Eremothecium cymbalariae DBVPG#7215
Lineage: Eukaryota; Fungi; Ascomycota; Saccharomycetes; Saccharomycetales; Saccharomycetaceae
Gene: UTP15
Product: snoRNA-binding rRNA-processing protein UTP15
Exons: 1
Coding region: 1-1554 (517 amino acids)
Biological process (GO): positive regulation of transcription by RNA polymerase I; rRNA processing
Cellular component (GO): nucleolus
Molecular function (GO): protein binding
Source: RefSeq, a predicted model, not a curated record